CUGGGCUGGACCGGACGGGUGCUUUUGUCGAUUCACUAGUCUUCGUGACACCUUCUUUGUUUCUAGCUUCAACACUAAUGGCAAUCAUACCUCAUUAUGGUCGACGUCCUAUAAAUUCGUCGAAAUUCCUUGUAUUUUUCCUCAUAUGAUACUGCAACACUCCGACGGAUCACGACACGCUUGACCUUCUCGACGUUACUGUACGUUCAUUCUGACGAAAGCUGUACAAGGCUUAUUUCAACUCUAAACGGUUAUCUCUUUCUUCCAAUACAAUCCAAUAAUUCUUCAACAUGCCAGCUCCGUCACUGGUCGAGUCCUGCACCAGGGCAUGCAUCAAGAACCUUCGCAGUUCGUACCAUCCCAUCAUCACUCCCCCAUCCCCCAUCCUCACUUCUUACUAACUCCCACCCCCAGGUCUCACAGACAUCGGCGACUUUGAAUACUUCAAAAUCCGCGACAUCUUAAAAUACCUCAGCUCCCCAGAACAACUCCACCAAAUCGAAGUCAACUCCCCCCAAAUCCGGGGCGAAGACGCCGAGCUCUGGCAAAAGUUCAUCGCCCGCGACAUCCCCAACUGGGAGAAGAAGAACUGGGCCCCGAAAGACGGAUUGAAAUGGUACGAAGUGUACCGCAAGUACAAGAAAGCGCAAGCGCAGGAAAUCGCGCGCGACGAAGAGGUCCUUCGCAAUGCAAUGCAGGGACUGAAACAGCACAAGGAGACGCAUGUGAGUAAGAUUGUGGAUGCGAGGACCUUGCCCAAGCUACCCAGGGACCCGAGGAUGUUGGCGAAUGGAGGCACACCUAGGAAGAAGGGGUUGAAUCUUCAGAAGGCGCCGCCGAGUAGUUUGGUUUGGAGCGGGGGAAGUAAGACGAAGAUGGUCGACUCGAAGGGGGUGUUUGCUAGAGCUAAAAGAGAAGCAAGAGAGAUCAAAGCUAUGGGAAAGUUAUCGGUUCCGACACAUCAGUUGGCUGGUAGUAGAAAGCAGAUUGUUCAGGCGCCAGCGGGGAUGGUUAAUCAAUAUCGGACGGCUGCUCAACCGCCCAUCAAGAUUCUGGCUAAGAGGAAACAUGCGAGUAGUACUUUCAGCGGAGGAAUAUCAGGUCCUUCGUUGGAAGACAGGGAGGCCAAGCUUCGGGCUCUGACUUCAGGUGGGAAGAAGGCUGCUCCGGUUUCGAGGACGAUGGUUGACCCUGAAGACGACGACGAUGAUGACGAUUUGUUGGCCAGUGGUAAUGAUUACAAGGACGAAGAAGAAGACGACGACGAUUUAUUCGAUGAGAAGCCAAAACUUUCUCGUCCAACCUCGAAGCCACCACACUCGCGUCCUGUUGCUGUAUCUUCCUCUUCAAGGGUGCCUUCGGCUAAUGGAGCUCCUGCUUCAAGUGCACCCCCUAAGCCUAUGUUGCCCAGAAAGAGACCACCUGUUGACAUAUUCAACCGUGGCCCCAAGAAGGUUAGACGUUGA
Hymenoscyphus albidus is the source of this 1466-nucleotide messenger RNA. The record is from the annotation of a GenBank genome assembly. Lineage: Eukaryota; Fungi; Ascomycota; Leotiomycetes; Helotiales; Helotiaceae.